This is a messenger RNA of Nothobranchius furzeri (turquoise killifish), 3096 nucleotides long. It is a transcript of the gene retreg1, whose product is annotated as reticulophagy regulator 1. Gene Ontology annotation, biological process: negative regulation of neuron apoptotic process; reticulophagy. Lineage: Eukaryota; Metazoa; Chordata; Actinopteri; Cyprinodontiformes; Nothobranchiidae. The record is from RefSeq and is a predicted model, not a curated record. Gene Ontology annotation, cellular component: endoplasmic reticulum membrane.
AGAUGAUAAUUGAUGGAGCCUUAUUUCUGCUAGAGGUGGGGAGCGGCGAAGGGUUUAGUCAUGCUGAAGAGCCGGGAAGCAGGUACGUCCGGCGGCGGGGAGGCGUUAGCCGGGUCGCGGGGACCACCGGUGCCACCAAGCCGGGCUCCGCCCGAGGAGAGUACACCUUCCGGCCGAGCAGGGAUUCAUCUCACCGGCCUGGUCAGCUGGAAGCAGAACCUGUGCAGGACUUCAGCCUUGUUUGCUGCAGCCAACACGGUGAUGUGGUUUGUUGCCUUCAGCUCUCUGCGAGUCUUCAGCCUCCUGGCCAUCCUGCUGGCUCUGCUGGUUGCCAUGGUAACAGUCAGAGACGUGAUUCGGACCAGAUCCACAGGAGCUCGUUUAUGGCGCAGCAUGACAACAAGUUGGGAGAUCCUUGAUUCUGGUCCAGACAGCCAGUCAGGAACUGGACCUCCACUCAGCGACUCCCUCAGACUCUUCUUGCAGGAGACAUCGGCCUUCAAGCAGCAGAACCCUGGAAAGUUUUGCCUGCUGGUUUGCAGUUUAUGCACCUUUUUUGCUGUUUUGGGACGCUACAUUCCUGGAAUUGUUUUCUCAUAUAUUAUAGCUCUGGGCUUCUUCCUGUGGCCUCUGAUUUCAUCUCAUGAUGCUUCUUUGUGGCUGAAGCCAGUUCUGCAGAAGCUGGACUUUGGCAUCGGAGAGAUUUUUCAUAAAAUCAAGGAGAACCAUGAGAAAAGUCUCAUUCAGUCUCAGGCAGAGAAAGAAGGGAUUGAAUCGGAUCUUUCUUCCAUGUUUCCCAAGCUGGACUCUACAGUGUGUAAGGAAAUGUCAGUGUCGGACACAGAAGUGUCCGAUGUGACGUGGACGGACAAUAGCACCUUCAACCUGUCAGAGGGACACACGCCGCAGACGGAGACCUCUGAGGACAUCGACAAAGAAGAAGCCUUUGCUGGUGGCCUCCCAGAAUUCCCUUCUCUUGAUAAUGGUGCAACAACCAACGGCGAUGAUGAUGAUGAAUUCAGCCUUGGUCUUCCAUCUAAGCCAAUCAAAUUACAGCAUUCAGCUCUCCCUCCACACAAAGACCAAGCAGGUGUCAAUGCACUGGAACUGGUCAACCAGAUGGCAGGAGACGUCAUCACUGCCGCCGUAACAGCCGCCAUCCAGGAAAGGAUAGAAGCUGCGGUUGGAAUCUCGGCUCUGAAGCCAUCCAGGUUCCCAGAGCCGACCCGGCUGCUGGAGCUGGACGAGGAGUCGGACAGCGAGGUGGAGGACUUUGAGCUGCUGGACCAGUCAGAGCUGGAGCAGCUGGAAGGGGGGCUGGUGGAGCAGACAUCCCAGGAGGAGGAGACACAGGUCAAGAUCCACGACAAACCGGCCUCAUCUGGAUUCUUCUCCAACCUCCUUAGGCGCCACUGAAAGAGGAAAAGUUCUGCAGGGGCGGGAAAUGGGUCGUAGAGGACAUGUGGAGGGGAGACCAGGCGUUUAGGUCGAUCUGCUUUGAUUUCUGCAGGAAAAGUUUUUACUUUACUUUAUCAGCUACAUAACAGAUUCAGAUAAAACUAUAACUUUAUGAACUUCAUGAAUUAAAGCAGCUGGUCCGUUUGGGAGGCCACUGCUGGGACUCUGAUCAACGUUCAUGAGGGAGUUCACUAAUGCUUCAAAAGGUUCUCGAGAGUUCUCUGUUCCUUCUGGUGAGUGGCAGGUCCUCACCCUCAGGUCGCUGCAAGGUUAGAAAGUGUUUAAAAAAAUAACCUGUACUACACUUGUCCUCUAAAAUAGGUGCAGAGUUGUCCCGAGUUAAAGACAACUUCAGGAGGCAACGGUGACACGUUGAGACUAAAUAGCAACAAGAAACAAACUCUAACCUGUCUGUAAAUAAGACAAGUCCCAAAGGAGUCAGGUCUGCUAAUUCAGCUGAAAACGUUGAGUUUUAAACAUUUCAGCUUCUCCAGCUAGCUGCAGGCCAGUGAGAAAACAGCUUUGGAUGAUGUCAGUGACUGACCGAUAACAAAACAAAUAAUUAUGUAUGUGAUCAAAGACCUGACUGUGGUUUUACAGCCUGUAAAUAAGUUACAUAUUUGUCAAAAACACAAAGAUGUUUUGUAAAAGAUCUGUUGUUUAGUAGGAAAUCUGUUGAAUCAGUUUAAAAUCAAAUAAAUCUCUACUCCCACAUAAACGAUGCAGUUCUGCUGAAACCUGCAGGUUUAUUCAUCAGUUACAGAACCACAAAAUAUUUAUUUUAUAGCAGAAUUUCAACAGCAGCAAUUUACAACAUUUUAAUAAUUUGGCAGAUAAGUGAAAAUAAAUAUUGUUAAAAUAUUGAAAAUUAUUUAUUAUGUAAUAAAUAGUUAAUUGUCAGAAUAACAAAACUUCAAAUUUUAUAAUCAUCAAGAAUUUUAAAAGCAUUCAUGUAGGGUUUCAGAACUGUUUCUUGCAGCCAUUUUUAUUCAAAUGUUUCUAAAUCGAGACGGAAAACCUGAAGAUGAUAAAAAUUAUGUUUGAUUUAAUUUGUUUUAACUCCAAUGAGCUAAAUAAAAAGAUCAGCAGUUAUCAAAGAGACCAGUAUAUCUGAUUGGAUCCCUGUAAUAAUAAUAAUAAUAAUUUGAGAUAUCUCUCCUGAUUUUUAAAGAGGUGUUUUCCAAAUCCAUUUGUUAAUGUUAAUUACUGCUCAUUAAUAACAGACACUGCCCGGCCCACCCAAAUAAAAGGGCUCACACUUAUCAGUGGGGUUAAGGUCUGGACUCUGUGGGCCAAUCCGUGUGUGAAAAUGAUGUAUCUGCUUGCUUAAUCGAGUCCAGGUGGCGACUUUUCUUUGGCCAAGCAGUGUAUGAAUCAAUAAUUAGCAGCAUGCUGCAUUUAUAACCUGAUGCAAAGCAGACAUAUUUUUUAUUGUUUUGUUUCUGACUUGGAUCAGAUGAAUCUUUGAUCACUAACAAAGUCCAGCAUGUUCACAUUAACCGUUUCUGUUCAGUGACGUCAUUGAUUUAAAGCCUUCAUAACUAAAAGUCUUUUUCUUUUUUCACUUUCUUCAGAUGUUGCGAGUUAGGAUUUUUUUUUUUAGAAAAACUCAAAUAAAUAAAAUAUAUUAUAAAUUGA